Anopheles nili is the source of this 2575-nucleotide messenger RNA. RefSeq lists its product as uncharacterized. Bases 1 to 1686 code for a protein of 561 amino acids. The record is from RefSeq and is a predicted model, not a curated record. Lineage: Eukaryota; Metazoa; Arthropoda; Insecta; Diptera; Culicidae. The transcript is spliced from 5 exons.
AUGGGAAAUACGCACAGUAGCAGUGGUGAAAAAGGAUCGGGUUCGAACAGCCCAUCGAAAUCCAAGGGCAGCAUGGCUGGUGAUCAGAAACAUCCGAAUGGCAGUUCCACGGCAACGUCAAUGGCUGCUGCGGUUGCCCGUGGCAUGACCCGUACCGCAAGUGGAGCGGACAUACAGGACCGUUCCCAGGCGCAGUUUCAACCGGUGGACAAGCUCGGUCGAAUAUUGGCGAAAAAGGCCGAGGAACAGCACGGCAUCCACGGUGUUACGGGGGAUGUGUUUGCGCGCUACGUGUUUCCCAAAUAUCCCGAUCUCGGGCUCAAAUUGUUUCGCUAUCUACGGUUUAUGAGCCACGCCAAAACGGACCACCUGGGGCUGGUUGCAUUCCGACAGCAGUGCGAAAAGUUUCUCGCCCUCCUCGACGACUCGGUCAUCUUGGAGAGCUACGUGCGCAUGUUUGGUGAUUUGAACGAGAGCGAGCUGAUUAAACCGGAUAAUUUGCGAAAUCUACUACGCACCUGCUACAAUCUUGCGAUGGCGCACUACUCCGACGGGCCGCAGACGUGCCGAUUGCUCAAUCGAACGCUCGAUUCCGUCGUGCAAUCGUGUUUCUUUUCGAAAGAAUCGCUCAGCCCCGGUUACAUCUGCCGGUGGUUAGAGAACAACGUACCUCGUCUGGUGCCACCGAUUCAUAAAUACUGCGUACACGCACUUAGCACCUCCCACCGGACGAUCAUUGACAGCAGUAUGGCGAACAACAGUGAAACGGUUGUCUCGAUCAGUGCCAUCAACGCGGGCGAAGCGAGCUAUGGGCUCGAGCUGCAAACGCCCAUACUCGAAAAGGCGAACCCGUUCGGGAAGGAUCUGGGGAUCGGCAGUGCCGCAGGACCGGGUGGACCAGCUGGUGGUGCGAUGCCACGGGAACCAGGCAAACCAUUGACGGAUGAAGAACGCGAACGGUUGAAAAACCAACAACCAUUGUUGCCUCUCUCCGAAGCUUGGUUGCUGGCUGGUUCCCUGCCUCCAAUGUACAGCAAACCGCAAUCCAAACCUGCGCCAUUAAAUCCCAACUCGGCUAACCUUACGUCGCAUAUUUUCCUGGCGAAGCUUCUGUCCCUCGUGCCGUCCCACUGGACGUCCCUGUACGAUUCCAGGCUAGAUGGGUCGGGUACAAAUCGCUUCCUGCAUCACGUGCUCGGGUACCGUGGCCCAAACCUGAUUCUGUUUCGGUGCGAGGACGAUCUGUUGUUCUGUGUGGCUAAUCCAACCGAGUGGCGUGAAACGCAUCUUUACGUUGGCGACGAGGAUAGUUGCUGUUUGCAGUUGCUUCCAAAGUUUCUGAUGUUAGAGAAGAAACCGAAAAGCCUCUACUUGAACACGCACAUCCGAGGGUACCCGAAGGGGUUGCGGGCCGGUUCCGACCCUCGGAAGCCGAUCCUCAUCAUUGACGAGCACUUCGAGCGGCUCGAAUACCGCUCGCUGCAGCACAAGAUUCUGUCCAUUGAGGUGUGGGGUUGUGGCAACCAGCAGCAGCGCGACGUGCAGCUCGACAUCAAAAAGUGGCAGAUCAAGGAAGCGGAACGGCAGCGAACGGUAAAGAUGACUGCCGCCGACUGGAUGGACCAUCCGGAUCGAUAUCUGCUUGAGCUCGGCGGUCGUCAGAAUUACAACAACUCAUCAACGUAAUCGUUUGCGGGAACCGGAAAGCGGACGGUGUUUCAAGCGCCGAAGUAUUCUCCGUAAGUUAGCAUCGCCGAAGAAAGUGUAUCACGAAACGAACAGAAUUCCACAUAGGUCCGGUAGAUUUCAAUUUCUAAGCUAGUACUUGAGGAAACGCAAGAGUGGGCGGUGUACUUAAGUUUUCAUUUGUGUUACUUAUAUCCACACGAACCUUUUUGAUUGGGGCAAUAACAUCAUCCAUAACAGUUUCAUUCAAGCACUGCUAGUGAUAUAGACGAAUUAGACAGGAGAUUUUGUAGGGAAAAAAACAAAUUAGUGAUAUCAUGCUAGGGAUAUUCCAUGCUUGUUAUUUUGGCAAUCACUUAGAUUUCUAUUAUCAUAUUUUGUAUAUCAUACUCUCGCGUGCUCAUCCCGUAUUCAACUUAACCCUUGGUGCUAGAAAGGAUGACGGAGAGAACCGCCGGUGUAAGCAUCCAUUCGCAUACAAUUUCGUUUUAAAAUGUGUGUACUUAGUUUAUCUUGAACAUACGUUUUCGGACCAGCCAUUGUGAGGCGGCACAGUCACCAAUCACCCAUUAUGUAGUUUUGUUUUUUUUAUUGCAUGUUUUGCUCAAUAUCGUAGACGGUAUGACAAAAGGAUGGUUUGACCAUUUUUAAUAGACACAAUUCAAUUCACUAUUUAUGGUUAUAAAAAUGUUCGCCAACUGUUAACCCGAUUCAAUAACGAUUGCAAUAACGCCGCUGCUGGUGCUUUGUUUUCAAAGGAGCCAAUUUCAUGCUCUUUGAAAGCGUUUCGUCGCAUGAGAUAUUUUGCCGAUAAUGAACACGUGCAAAUACUCUAAACUUAUUAAGUAUUCCGUACUUCAGUAAUGCUACUAUUGUGCUUAUACUGUGA